Molecule: messenger RNA, 273 nt
Organism: Brenthis ino (lesser marbled fritillary)
Lineage: Eukaryota; Metazoa; Arthropoda; Insecta; Lepidoptera; Nymphalidae
Source: the annotation of a GenBank genome assembly
AUGCGUGAUCUGUAUCGAGCGGGCGGCGGGCGUGCGGGGCGCGGGGCGCGGGGACGUUCGGAAGCGGUGGCAGCUCCCAUCGACUCCUGGGGUUAUUCUUCCUCAGGCCACUGCUGCUCGAGCUACGUACCAAGCGAGCCAGUUUUUUCUCACCACCGCACCGCACGCCACACACUCGUUAAGCCCGUGCCAACACGAGAAGUCGCCACUAAUAAAUUACUGUUUUUUACUGCACUCAAGCAGUCUACGCCGCGCAGCCGACUAAUUUAUACG